Hemibagrus wyckioides is the source of this 2856-nucleotide messenger RNA. RefSeq names its product chemokine (C-X-C motif) ligand 12b (stromal cell-derived factor 1) (gene cxcl12b). The record is from RefSeq and is a predicted model, not a curated record. The transcript is spliced from 4 exons. Gene Ontology annotation, biological process: immune response; chemotaxis; defense response. Gene Ontology annotation, molecular function: chemokine activity; chemoattractant activity. Bases 115 to 414 code for a protein of 99 amino acids. Gene Ontology annotation, cellular component: extracellular region. NCBI's taxonomy places the organism in Eukaryota, Metazoa, Chordata, Actinopteri, Siluriformes, Bagridae.
GCUCAGCACUGAGGCACCACACUGUGUCCUGGAAGCUGCUUGUGACUAACACAAAGACUCUCGAUAAACACACACACACACUCUCACUCGCUUGCGCUUACACACACACACAAUAUGGAUGUCAAAGUUUUGGCACUGAUGUUUUUCCUCAUGGUGACUGUGUCGGAUUUGGAGACUGAAGCGAAGCCCAUCAGCCUGUUGGAGAGGUGCUGGUGCCGCUCGACGCUCAACACCGUGCCGCAGAGGAGCAUCCGUGAGAUCAAGUUCCUCCACACGCCACACUGCCCUUUCCAAGUCAUAGCCAAGCUGAAGAACAAUAGGGAGGUCUGCAUCAACCCCAAGACCAAAUGGCUGCAGCAGUAUCUGAAGAACGCCAUUAGCAAGAUAAAGAAGUCAAGACAGAAUGAAAACUAAAGGCGGUGCUGGUGUGAGGAGAGCCGACGUGUGACUCUGACCUCUGUAUUACAUGUGCACCACACACACACACACACGCACACACACACGCACACACACACACACACACGCACCAUCUGUCCCUGUGUGGACUGCUUGCACAAACAGCACUUCGCCUACGAAUGCCUUUAUUCCUGCACCAGAAGCCAACCACACACACACACACACACACACACACACACACAGGGCACCAUUUUGCCAUUGUGAGACUUCAGGCUUGUGCAGGUCUGUAUGCUGAACUGAACUGAGUGGCUGAAUGUGGAUACAAAUAUUUGUGUGUGUUUUCUGUAUGCUUUGUGCCUUUAUUUUUAUUUUAUUUUUUUCAGUAAGAAGUUGCUGAUAAGUGUCAUGGUGAAUUAAGAAGGAAAGUGAGAGAGAGAGAGCGAGGGUGAGAGAGAGAGAGAGAAAGAGAGAGACCAGUUUGAACAAAAACAAAAUAUUACCCAGACCACCAUGAGGUGCAGAAGGGGGCGUGGCUUACAGUUUGAAGGCGGGGCUAUGUGAUUCAGUGGUUCAGCUACACUGACAGCUAUUUCUUAGCUACACUUGCCCUCAUAGCUCUAAGAUCUAAAACCCAAAAGGUGUAAACAGUGAAAUAACAAAUGUUCACAAUUCAUGAGGAAAUGAGGUUCACGAUGACACUUUCAGUGACUUCUGUAAGGUUUCCCUCAAAGCUGCCUCUUUAAGAGUCGCAGGAUGAUCUUCCGAGCACUGGCAUAGCUAGCUUACUUUUUGCUAACGCUUCCUACGAGGCCGGAUUUACGUUUAUGAAUUGGUAGAAUUUGCAGAUUUGGUAGAAUCAUGUGAGCGCUAAAAUACUUCCCGUUUAAAGUGCUUCCAUCAGACGUUCAAUAAACAGCUUUUCCUCACAGAAAACGUGAGGUAUUUCCAAAAUACAAGGCCAAGUGGAAGCUGUUAUUACAGAAAUGACAACAUUUUAGAUGAAUAUAAACCAGAAUCGGAUAAAUUACGUGAGAAAAACGUCGUCUGCACAGCAAAACGCGUUAAAAGAGGCGUUUCCCGACUCGUACACAUGCUCACUAUGCAUACGGCAUAACUGGCUUUCUAGAACGUUUUAGAAAUGUUUCGUUUGCUUAAAAGAAGAUUUCAAGUUAUCAGGAAUUUUUUGUUUUGUUUGUUUUCAAUAAUGCAACUUUCACAUCAAUGCAAUCUCUCUUGGCAGCUGCUAGUUUUAUACUUAUUAUUACUUUUAAAACCUGUGCUUAUGAAAUAUUAUAUAGCGUAUCUCCUUAUCUCCUUAAAGCCAGCCGUUUUCUUCUGUUGUGUUUGCACGCUUGAUCAUGAUGUAGGCUUUGUCGUAAAAGGUUGGCUCAGUAAACGGAGACGAAUUGAAAUACUUUGUUGAAAUCGAUUUAAUUGGUAUAAAGUGGAAUAGGGCUGAAAUAAAAAAAUAAUUUUAAAAAACCCACAAAAAAUCCACCAAAACAAUGAUUUAAAAAAAAGAAAAGAAUAAAUGUAUUAAAAACACACACACACAAAAAAAAAAACAUUUGAAACUUUUUAAAAACGUUUUAAAAUCACAAAACCUGAAAUGUAUAAAAAAAAUAUUUUUAAAUACAUAAAAUCCACCAAAACAAUCUGAAUAAAAAAAUAAAAUAAAAAUGCUUUAAAACCACACACACACACACACAAAAAAAAAAAAAUCCACCAAAACAGUGACAAGAUUUUAAUGAUUUUUUUUUUUGUUUGUUUUUACUGAUCCAGCUUUUUUACUUGAUUGUGUAUUGUAUUACAAAUCCAUCAUAAUUAUGGACCGUUAGUUCCACCAUAGAUCAGAUUCUCAACCUGUAUAUAGUCGGAGAAUCAGGUGUUGAUGUAACGUUUGGCUCGGUGUCACGUCGAGAUGUUUCCGUAAUUAUGAACAUAUUUAGUGCCGUUGGAUUAUUUACAAACGUUAUUUCAGUUUAGAUACAGAUUUUCCUAAGAGAGAACCUACGAAGGAAGUUCAGCUACAUGAAAUCAUAUGACUCGUGAGAGAACAAAAGAAAAAAAAAACAUCUAAUCACACGUUUCCGUUUCCAUAGUAACAGGCUCGCUAGCCUAUGACAAGCUGCUCCCAAACCCCCGGCUUAUUAACCGUGUAAUCGUAACGGGAUAAUAAUAACAUGUGGAUAUGAUUUCCAAGGGAAUGAAACAUGUGUUUUUUAUCAGGACAAAACAAUAAGCACUUCAACUGCUGUACAUGACUUUUUUGUUUUUUUUUUUGCAAUGACUAAAUGUUUUUUCCUGAACUGUAAAACAUAAAAAAUUUAGAAAGUGUGUCUGUUCUAUCCGUAAAGCUCUUUACUAAAUUUAUUAGUCAUUUUUAGAGGCUGUUGUUCCUAAAAAAAAAAACAAAGGAUUAGUGGAACAUCGUUUUAAAUUUAACAACAAAAAAAAUAA